CUCUAGCCACCACAAGCUUUCACUCGGUGGCUUCCGGCUGGAUUUGAUCUGAGUCCAGCACUAGGGACUCCCUGACGGGCUCUGCACGUGCACCGCAGCGUGGGCUCCGGCGACCCUGCUGUCCAUCGGCCAUGUUCGAGGAGCCCGAGUGGGUCGAGGCGGCCCCGGCAGUCGUGGGCCUCCAUCCCGCGACAACGCAGACUCGGCCGGCGACUGCCCCGUCAGCUAAGGGCCACAAGCGCCGCCAUCUCCUAGCCACAUUAAGGACCCUGGAAGCAGCAUCUCUUUCCCGGAAACCCCCCAGCCCACCUGGCAGCGAUUCUGAGGAGGAGGAGGAGGAGGUAGGAAGGAAGAAUAAAUACCUCCAAAGGCCCUCACUUGCCAAUGCCUCUAAGGAAGUAGGGGAGAAAAGAAAAAGAAAAUGUCAAAAACAGGUGCCACCUGUCAGUGACUCUGAGGGCAAGGAAGUAGAAAGGAAAUGCUUAAGACAAACUUCUCUUGGUGGUAUCUCUACUGAAGAAGAAAAAGGAAAGAGGAAAUGCCAGAAAUAUUCCCACUCACACCCAACCCAGCCCCUGGACAGUGUUGGCCAAACAGUUCACAAUUCGAGGACAAGUAUUGCUACAAUUGACCUAUCCAAGCCAAGCCCUGAGUCCACAUCUUGUAACUCCUUACAUACCUUGAGCCGCAAACAGUGGCGGAACCGGCAGAAGAACAAGCGGAGACACAAGAACAAAUUUCGGCCACUUCAGACACCAGAGCAGGUUCCUUCCAAGGCUUCCACAGAGGAGACUGAGACGCUUCCUGCACCAGCAUCAGACAAUCAGCAGACUCGCGCUGGAGCCCUGCGAGCACGUAUGACACAACGGCUGGAUGGAGCCCGAUUUCGAUACCUUAACGAACAGUUGUACUCGGGGCCCAGCAGUGCUGCCCAGAGCCUCUUCCAGGAAGACCCUGAGGCUUUUCUGCUCUAUCACCGUGGCUUUCAGAAACAAGUGAAGAAGUGGCCACUGCACCCAGUGGAUCGUAUUGCCAAAGAUCUCCGCCAGAAGCCUGCAUCCUUGGUGGUAGCUGACUUUGGCUGUGGAGAUUGCCGCCUGGCUUCUAGUGUUCGGAACCCUGUACACUGUUUUGACUUGGCCUCUCUGGACCCCAGGGUCACUGUAUGUGACAUGGCCCAGGUGCCUCUGGAGGAUGAAUCUGUGGAUGUGGCUGUGUUUUGCCUUUCACUAAUGGGAACUAACAUCAGGGACUUCCUUGAGGAGGCAAAUCGAGUGCUGAAACCAGGGGGUCUGCUCAAAGUAGCUGAAGUCAGCAGCCGCUUUGAGGAUAUUCGGACAUUUUUGGGGGCUGUGACCAAACUUGGCUUUAAGGUCAUCUACAAGGACCUGACCAACAGCCACUUCUUCUUGUUUGACUUUGAAAAGACUGGGCCUCCUCGAGUUGGACCUAAAGCCCAACUCUCAGGCCUGAAACUUCAGCCCUGUUUCUACAAGCGCAGGUGACCAAUGUAUACCUGUUAAAGGGGGAGGGCUCAGACUCCAAACUCAGAACUCUGCAGACUGGACCUGCCCACGCUGUGAGCCAGGGCCUGGUGCCACCCUCCUUCUGUACCAAGAAUACUGCUCAGCUCUAUCUCCUGGAGCCUUCUUAGCUACAAAAAAGCAUGUAGUUACCUGAACAGGCUCAAGAAUGAGGAGUUUAUUGUGAAGGGUUUGGUGUAUCUGGGAACUGUGGGUCACUUCAGAUAUCAUGUAAACUAGUUGGCUUGGAA
Messenger RNA from Arvicola amphibius (Eurasian water vole), 1774 nucleotides. RefSeq names its product ribosomal RNA processing 8 (gene Rrp8). Bases 132 to 1505 code for a protein of 457 amino acids. Gene Ontology annotation, molecular function: methyltransferase activity. Gene Ontology annotation, cellular component: chromatin silencing complex; rDNA heterochromatin; nucleolus. Gene Ontology annotation, biological process: regulation of transcription by glucose; rDNA heterochromatin formation; cellular response to glucose starvation. The transcript has 7 exons. NCBI's taxonomy places the organism in Eukaryota, Metazoa, Chordata, Mammalia, Rodentia, Cricetidae. The record is from RefSeq and is a predicted model, not a curated record.